Messenger RNA from Oncorhynchus nerka (sockeye salmon), 2080 nucleotides. Its product is annotated as apoptosis regulator Bcl-2-like. Gene Ontology annotation, cellular component: mitochondrial outer membrane. The coding region runs from base 598 to 1278 and encodes 226 amino acids. The record is from RefSeq and is a predicted model, not a curated record. The transcript has 2 exons. Gene Ontology annotation, molecular function: protein homodimerization activity; protein heterodimerization activity. Gene Ontology annotation, biological process: intrinsic apoptotic signaling pathway in response to DNA damage; negative regulation of intrinsic apoptotic signaling pathway; extrinsic apoptotic signaling pathway in absence of ligand. Lineage: Eukaryota; Metazoa; Chordata; Actinopteri; Salmoniformes; Salmonidae.
AAUACCUCACCAGCAAAGCAGCAAAGAGUGUACAACAGGCAGCAAUUGUGGGAUACAUUCCUCACUCAAAACGUCUUUCUGUAUGCGUAAAACGCCGCUGGAAUAGUUUUCGGUAUCAUAUUCUGGAUGCAUGCGACGUUGACCUUCAUAUGUAGAUUUUCGGUCAUGUAUUUGUAGUGUACAUUAUGUGCAUAUGGAGAAUAUUUUUUAUCUCUUCCGUAUUUCUGGCUGUCUAGAUUUGGAGUCUACAGAGAAGGGAACUGUCGCCACUUUUUGACCAACGCUUCGAAUAUUUUAUUUUGAGAGCACAAUUGGGAACAUUUGGAAAUUCUGACGUGGUUUAUAUUUGGACUUUUCACGGUUUCAGCCUAGUUGGGUGAAGGGGCCGUUUUUCAAUCCACACAUAUCGCUCCCUUUCCAGUGUUUCGUUUUGCACCGUUCAAUUGUAGGCGGUUAUCCUAAAAACUUGAACAGAACAUUUUCUCAGAAAUACACUUUUCGUUUGAUCUCAUGUAUUGUGCGAUGCAGUGCAUAUAUACAAUUAUGAUGUAUUAUUCUUAAAAACGAGGAUUUUGGAGGUCAUCAGUGGCAAUCAUAAUGGCAAACGACGACAACCGCUUUAUAGUGGAAAAGUACAUUUGUCACAAACUCUUGAAACGAGGAUAUGCGUGGGAUUUCGAGGAUGCCGAGGAGGAGGAAGGUGUUGCUAAUAAUGGGUCGAUGAUUUCUCCUCGGCCGGGUUUGGCACGGCGGUGCCACGGGGCCAAUAACGGCGGACCGGGCAGCGUCCCUCGUCUUUCCAAAUGGCUCUCCCAACCGGACCCGCAUGCAGCUAUUCACAGAGUUUUGCGUGAGGCCGGGGACGAACUCGAAAGACUGUACCAGCCCGACUUCGCAGAGAUGUCACACCAGCUGUAUCUCACAUCCUCCACGGCUGAGAGGAGAUUUAGAGAGGUGAUAGACGAGCUGUUCAGGGAUGGGGUUAACUGGGGACGGAUUAUCGCCUUCUUCGAGUUCGGGGGCACAAUAUGCGUGGAAUGCGUGAACAAGGAGAUGACGUCGCAGGUGGAUCACAUCGCGGUGUGGAUGACAGAGUAUCUAAAUGGACCACUGCUCAACUGGAUUCAGGAGAACGGGGGAUGGGAGGCCUUUGUUGAGCUCUAUGAUAGACAGAGGGACUCGGUGUUCUGUUCGUGGCCGUCCAUCAAGACCGUCUUCGGCCUGGCUGCACUGGGGGCCGCAAGCCUUACCAUCGGAGCAUACCUUACACAGAAGUGAAGGAGUUCUCCUUUUCUCUCCCUCUCUUUUUGUCCUCCCUCCCUCUUGCUACUUUCUCUUUUCAAAGGCAGCUCUGCCCCCUCCGAGACGAUCCCGAAUCCCCAACCUGCAUGUCUUCAAAGCCUCUUUCUCUCUCUCUUUCUCUCCCUGUUCUCGAAAAAACUCCCUCUUUCUUAACCCUCACUUCAUAAAACAAAGGCCCAAAUCAAACAACAGCAGGAAACAGAGUCACUGCCCACAGAGAAGAAAACAUGUAAUGAAACAGUCACUGCCCACAGAGAAGAAAACAUGUCAUGAAACAGUCACUGCCCACAGAGAAGAAAACAUGUAAUGAAACAUAGUCACUGCCCACAGAGAAGAAAACAUGUAAUGAAACAGAGUCACUGCCCACAGAGAAGAAAACAUGUAAUGAAACAGAGUCACUGCCCAGACAGAAGAAAACAUGUAAUGAAACAGAGUCACUGCCCACAGAGAAGAAAACAUGUAAUGAAACAGAGUCACUGCCCACAGAGAAGAAAACAUGUAAUGAAACAGUCACUGCCCACAGAGAAGAAAACAUGUAAUGAAACAGAGUCACUGCCCAGACAGAAGAAAACAUGUAAUGAAACAGAGUCACUGCCCACAGAGAAGAAAACAUGUAAUGAAACAGAGUCACUGCCCACAGAGAAGAAAACAUGUAAUGAAACAGAGUCACUGCCCACAGAGAAGAAAACAUGUAAUGAAACAGAGUCACUGCCCACAGAGAAGAAAACAUGUAAUGAAACAGAGUCACUGCCCACAGAGAAGAAAACAUGUAAUGAAA